GUGGCUCUGUGCGCGUGGCAAUCGUGGAAAACUUACCGCAACGUGAAGUGAAAAUCUGCAAUCAGAGAAAGAAAAGAAGAAGAGUGAUUUUUUUUUCAAUUGUACCAAAUAACUGAAAUUUAUUGGAUGGUGAAUUAUUUGCAAGUGUAUUUUAUGCGUCAGCGGAUGGUGAAUCAGAAGCUUCAGUGAUUCAACGGUAAUUGUUUUUAGCUUGCCGGUAAAACAGUGCAGUGAUUCGGCAGUGUGUGAUAUCAUGCCAGUGAAUGGAAGUAAUCGACCUCCUUGGUUAAAAGAUAGAUUGGAAACAGUGAAUAAGAACGUUCCGCCAGCGUGGGCGCGAAAAAACUCUACCGGCAACGCUUCCACGGAUCCUAAAGAUUCCAAACCAACCCAAAAGUUAGCAACACCUGAAAGCAAAACGGCGCCGAUACUGAAAAAGGUAGUGACUCCUGCGGCAACAUCGGCCAAGGAAAAUGGCGAACCAGCAAAGGCCGCCAAACUUCAAUCGAAAGAAAUCAAGGUGCCGGUGGUGGUGCAACAGAAAAAGCCAGUACCGCCACCCCUGACCAAACCGAUCAAACCGGAACCGAUCAUCAAGAACACGGCUCCACAGAUUGCUACCCCCGUGAAACCGAAACCCAAACCGAGGGAACCUUCACCCGAAUCCGACGAAGAGGAAGAAGAAUAUGAAGAAGAGGAAGAAGAAGAAGAGGGUAGCACCGAAUAUGAGACGGAAACGGAAUCAGAGGAGGAAACUCCUCCUCCACCACCUCCACCGGUUAAGAAACCUGUACCGAAGCGGGAACCAUCUCCACCCAAACCGAAACGGGAACCAUCUCCUCCCAAACCGAAAGUUCCAAUCCAGUUGAAGAAAGUUACCAAAAGCCCGGAGAAAACCGACAGUGAGAGUAAAUCUUCCAAGUCGGAAAAAUCAUCCUCUCCGGAACCGAAAACCUUUAUCAAACCUCCGCUUAAGAAGGUGGUUAGACAACCGUCGGAGCAGAUCAAGGAACGUUCUGCAUCGCCGGAACCGAAGAACUUCCGUAGUCAGUUGCGAAAAGUGCCUUCGAAUCUGAAGGCACCACGUGUAAAGGAAAAACUACCAGAAGUGCAGCUUAAAAAGGUGGAAAAACCACUGCUCGAGGAGAUUCCCAACAAGGAGGAAGCGUACCCACACAAACCCUCGAUGCUGAAAUCGGAAAGCAGUAAAAGAAUUCCACCACCGCCUCCGAUGCCCAAAUCAAACAUCCCACCACCUCCUCCUCCGCCGCCAAAACUUGGACCACCACCAGAUUUCCAAAAAGGGCCUGUCUCUAACAAGCACAAAGAAUUGGUCGAAAAACUCAAGAAACGGCCGCGCAAACGACCGGACUGGUCCGACAUGAUGAAAGAGGUAGAACAGGGUACAAAGCUGCGUCACGUUGAAUGCAAUGAUAGAUCGAAGCCGAUCGUUCACUCGAAAUCGAUCACCAAGGUUAAGGAUCAGUUCAUUUUCGAAACUGAGAAAGCCACUGCUCACAACGUAUUGCUCAAGGAGAUCCAGUCGGGCAUAUCUUUGAAACCGACCAAAUGUAACGAUCGUAGCAAACCUAACCUGGAAGGGCUGCGAAAGUUCCGCCGACAGAUGACAUUAGAGGAACAGCUAGCAAAAUCCGAAUCACGUGCCAACCUAGCAGCGCCACCCGUGGACGACGAUGAAGUUGACGAAAUGGACGAUAUCGAUAGGGUUCGAGAUGAUCUGCAAAGCACAAAGCAGCUUCUGGCGAUGGAACUGCGGAACAAUGAGGCCCUGGAGCGAGAGAACAAACGGCUCCUGCAGAGGGUGCAGAAUCUGGAGGCAGAACUUUCCCGCGAACGUUGGAAUCCGUUGAGUGGAGAGGAAAAGAGCACCAUUAGCGGACCAGAUGCCGGUUUGAUCCAGUCGUUGAAAAAUGAAGCACUCGAAGCCCAACAGCAGUCGAAACAGCUGGAAGAGAAGUAUCAGACGGUGGCGAAGGAAUUGGAUACCGCGUUUAAGCAGUCCGAGGAGCAGAAGCGUAAAAUUGCUGAAUUGGAGAAGAAACUGCAGUGCUUAACGGAUGAUGACUACUAUUUGAGUGAGCACCAGGGUAUAACCGACGGAGGCCCCAAUGCAACACGGCGCAUUAGUGAAGCUGCCCAGAAGGAAAGUUCACCGGAACUGGCGGCCGACGAGGAAGAGGAGGAGGAAGAAGAAGAGGACGAGGAGAAGAAGGCCGAGAAGGCAGCUAAGCGGUUGAAUCGCGAGGUCAAUAUGCUUUCAGCUCGGCUCAUUCGACUGAAGGAGAAACAGGAAGAGAAGCACGCGGAACGACAGGCACUAAAAUAUGCCAUGAAAACUAACCAGUACGCUCUCAAAAACGAGCGUAAAAAGUAUAAGAAACUCCAGAAGGAAGUUGAUAAGAUGGCAGCAAUGAUGAAGAUGGAAGAGGAAGACGAGGAUGCCGAAGAACCAAAAGAAUCAGCAGCAGAGGAACCAGAAGAAGAAGAGGAAGAGGAGACUGAGGAAGAGAGCGAAUCGGAGUCCGAGUCGGAAAGUGACAGCGAAAGUGGGAAUGAAGCCGAUGACGCCCCAGACGAGAAAAAGAAAGUCAAUCUUGAACCGCGGGUAAAACGACACGAAGGAAGACUAGCUUCUCUCAAAAAGGGCAACUAUUUGCUACAGGCCAAUGUGGAUAGAAUCAAGGAUGAAAUCAACAAAACAAGGGAAAUGUGCUGCACACUGCAGGCUGACCUAGACUCGGUUAUUGCUGAUUUAGGUUAAUUUGAAACCAUUUAGUAAAUCUAUCAUCAAACAUAUUACCCUUAUUAUAUACUGACUCGGCAGACAAAACAAUCAUAACCCAUACUCACUUACCUUACAGGAUAACAGGAACACGUACUUUUUUAAACCCACAAAUUCUACUAGCCUUACAAAGUCAAUUUUUCAUAUCAAAUCACCCAAACAGCUUGUAGAGAACCAUUUCAAUGUAUUUCAACAUUUACAAACCAUACACAAUAAAACACUGGUAAACGGAUAAGCAAAACCGGUCGUGGCCCACAAAAAGAAAGUAUUUAAUUUGCUGUAUUUUUGCAAGUCGAAAUAAAAGAAUAAAACUUACCUGAAGUGUAAGCUGAAUUUUUACAA
Molecule: messenger RNA, 3145 nt
Organism: Topomyia yanbarensis
Lineage: Eukaryota; Metazoa; Arthropoda; Insecta; Diptera; Culicidae
Gene: sals
Product: titin
Exons: 9
Coding region: 254-2782 (842 amino acids)
Molecular function (GO): actin binding
Source: RefSeq, a predicted model, not a curated record